Peniophora sp. CBMAI 1063 is the source of this 465-nucleotide messenger RNA. NCBI's taxonomy places the organism in Eukaryota, Fungi, Basidiomycota, Agaricomycetes, Russulales, Peniophoraceae. The record is from the annotation of a GenBank genome assembly.
AUGCUACGCGCUGGCCAAAGCAAGGGCGAUAUCGGGUCUGUGCCGACGGAGGUUAUUCUCCAGGUCUUUGCAGAUCGAGUCAUGGUACUCGUCACCCAGUUGGGCAAAGUCGGCGCACUCAUACAAGCCAGCCUCCCGGCCAAUUCUUCUUUUGACGACCUCGUUCGGGACGCCGUCGAUGAGCUCGGUGAACCUGCGCAAGAUUCAGGUUACCCAUCACUUCCCCCGCCGCCUGCAUCCAUUACGUUAAUGCCUGUGCUGGGUGCAUCGGGUGAUCAGCCGCUUCUGUCGCUAUACGCGUCGCAGAUCGCCACACUCGUCUGGGCCGCUGAAAGUGGGCCACUAGGCGCAGGAGCGUCGCGGCCUGUUAUCGUAGGGUUGGCACUCAAGGGAGGAGGGACAGAGGAUCCAAAAGAAUUCCGCGGAAUCAUGAGUCUUGUACGCGAGGUAUUACAACGCGAAUGA